Ostrea edulis (European flat oyster) is the source of this 4662-nucleotide messenger RNA. Its product is annotated as coiled-coil domain-containing protein 157-like. NCBI's taxonomy places the organism in Eukaryota, Metazoa, Mollusca, Bivalvia, Ostreida, Ostreidae. The record is from RefSeq and is a predicted model, not a curated record. The transcript is spliced from 12 exons. The coding region runs from base 95 to 2521 and encodes 808 amino acids.
CUUGUGUCUGCGAAAUUCCUGUAAACAAACGAAAUUGAGAAAACAACAGUGGUGAAAGUUAAAACUUCAACUCAAAAUACUGCUUUGUGAGGAAAUGGCAGAAUUGUUAGGAGGGGAGGCUAUUCUAGAGAGUUUACGAACAGAUGUAUCGGACAUUCAAUGGGCCGUUAACGAAAUCCUCUCCAGGUCAGGCCCUGUGGGGGUUUCCUCCUGGAAGUUCCCUGACAAACGGAGUGCUGAUGUAAAUGUAGAGGAGCUAUUAGAUUUAUACACGUUUAGUGAUGACGCUGAGGAUGACCAAGUCGCUCACAUAGCCCUCUAUGAAUUGGUGAUUGACAGGUUUAUCUACCUGCUACAGGCUCUGUCUGCCUUGACACGGCAGAUGUUGCUUCGAGCAGGGGAGGAUAUGACUGACCAGGGGGCCUCGUCUAUUGGUCUCGUGAUCAAACAGUUCUGUAAUAGACAAGUUCAGCUCAACACCGUCGUCCAGCAAACCAUGUCUGAAAUAAAGACAAAAUCAAGGAAAAUAAUGGACUUGGAGAACAGCUUGAAAAAGAUGUCAGAAGAUUUGGGAAAACAGAGUGAGACAAGCUCCCAGAGUGGACCGCCUUAUCACUUCAGUCCACACAAAGUGGGAUCAGCCAUGACCGGAUUUGUGACACCUAGUAAGAUGGAGGAGAUUGCACGGGACGCCUGCAGCAAGUCGUGUCAGACAGUGGAAACAGCAUUUGUGCCGUGUGAGGGCUGCCAUGUGGUGCAGAAAAACUUCCGAAAUGCUGGAGAUGUUAUCAUAAACAUGUGUCAGUCUCAGAAACUGCCCUCCUCCUUACAGAAGUACCGUCCUCUUGUAUCAGAAGUCAAGUGGUUGUCAUCUAAUGAUGUCAUACGGUGGGCCUCCGAGCAGGCUAAAGAUCUAGGUCGCAUCAACAAACACAUGGAGAACUUGAUGGCGACCAUUAACCCUCUCAAAGAGGAGCUGGAGAACUGUGAGCAAAAGUGUAAAAAACUGGAGAGAAGAGUGGCUAAUUUUGAUGCCGAGAUGAGGAAAGAGAGAGACAUCCAGACAACACUACAGAGACAGUUUGAUGUCAAGUUAAAAGACAUUGAGGCGGAACAUUCGCAGACCGUGUCACUUGUGAAAAAACAGAUGGAGGAGAUGACAUGUAAUAAAGAAUCCGUGGAAAAACAGCUCAAAAAAUACAAAGUGGAUUUAGAAUCACAGCAGAGAUUGCUUACAGAAUUAGAGGACACAAAGAAAGCCUUGGUCGAUGAACUAAAAGUAAAACAUGUAGAUUCCUCAGAAAUUGAACAACUGCAACACCACCUGGACGGGGUUCAGAGUCGUCUACAGGAAGUAGAAGAUAAGCUUGAGCGAUCAGGAAAGGAGCUGUCUAAAGAGAAAGCCAGAAACAAGAGUGCGGCCAAACACAAUCAGAGUCUACAGACAAAGCAGGAUUCCUUGCUGAAGAGGAUAGACAACAUGGAUCAAGAAAAUGGAGAACUGAAGGAUCAAGUGUCAGAGCUUGAGGAAGAGAAGGAGAGGAUAGAGGAAACUCUGGAGAAAGCUCAGAAACAUGUUCAACAAUACAAACAAAAGCUCAAGGACAAUCAGGCUUUAGUUGAUGAGCUGAGUGUACAGAAAGAAGAGCUGCAGGGCUCCAUAGCGACCUUAAAAUCUGACAUACAGCAGCUGGAGAACAAACUGGAGGAAGCCACAGAGCGAGAGAAACUCCUGAUAGAGUAUCCGGAUCUCCACGGCCCCGUGAAUCCAGACAUGCAAGGUACUGGGGACAUUGUCAUAGACAUGGAGAAUCAGGUCAAAGCCAACUCAAUCCGGAUCCAAGUCCUGGAGGAGCAGAAUGAGACCCUGAGGAAUUCAGUCAGUAAAGUCUUCCACAUGCAGAAGGGCAGAAGUCCCCCCAAAGUGGCCUGGGAAAAAACUGGUCCAAUGCAUUUGUGGUCAGACGAAAACUUAGAGAAUGCUCGGGAAGAAGACAAACUUAUGAAGAAAGAUGUUUGGAUUCCAGACAGUUCCUUCCAAGAGAACAAAAACAACAGUUCCAAGUCAGAACCUGUGGAGAGACCAAGAACAAAAUCUUCCUAUGGAAAACCUCCUAAAUCCUCUGGAUCAACAAACAGGAAUCCUGUUUGUGAUGAGUUCAUUGUUGGGAAGGGAACUAGACCACCCAGUGCUGCUAAGAAGACGGACCGACCUGCAAGUGGCAAAAAAAUGGUGAUGGCUCCAGUCAAUACAACCAGUAUUAGUGCUUACAUCCAGCUAAAGAGAGCGGGAAAUCUCAACAUGGAGGACCACCCCAGAUCGGCUGUACCAUCCUCCGGACACGAGAGGAAAAGGUCUCCCCCAGAGAGACACCGUCUGGCAGCUGACCCUCCUAGACAACACAAUGUAGACAAUCACCUUUAUCAGAAGAAUGAAAUGUUUUCUUGUGCACAGUGUGACAAAAUGUACUCCAGAGCAAGAGAUUUAGAGAUACACAAAUCUUACUGUACAGGAUCAUAGUACAAAAUGAAGAAAUAUUGUAUCUCAGAGCAUGGGGCUGAAAGAUACACAAAUCUUACUGCACAAGAUACGCUUUCAAAUUAAUAUUACUGCACUGAAACAGGUUUGGAGAGAGACUUAGAACUUUCCAUAUCAAAAUAGAACAUCUGUUUAGCAUUUUAAUCUUAGAAAUUAAAUCAAUUUGUGAACUGUGAAUACAGUGGAGGUGAAAAGUUUUUUUCUUUUAUAAGAAAGGACUAAAGUCUACGAAUUCACAACAUGUCCAUCUGUUUGAUGUCUGUUUAUCUAUCUGAUAUCUGCGCGUCAAUCACAACAUGUCCAUCUGUUUGAUGUCUGUUUAUCUAUCUGAUAUCUGCGCGUCAAUCACAACAUGUCCAUCUGUUUGAUGUCUGUUUAUCUAUCUGAUAUCUGCGUGUCAAUCACAACAUGUCCAUCUGUUUGAUGUCUGUUUAUCUAUCUGAUAUCUGCGCGUCAAUCACAACAUGUCCAUCUGUUUGAUGUCUGUUUAUCUGAUAUCUGCACGUCAAUCACAACAUGUCCAUCUGUUUGAUGUCUGUUUAUCUAUCUGAUAUCUGCGCGUCAAUCUCGGUACAUCUAUUCGAUAUCUGUCUAUUCAUCAACAAUUUUUGUUGUGCUGUUACAUUUAGCUCAGUUGUUGGCGUAAUACCAAUGAUAUUAAUGAAGGCCAAUUUAAUUAAAAUUUGAUGUUAGAUUUGUUCACCAAUAACGGUACGGCUUACAUCUAAAGUGGAAAGUUUCAAAUCUGUGUUCAUUUACGUUUUAUAUCAAUAAAAUGUCACGGAUGGUAACACAAAUUAAAAAUAUGCCACAUGUAUGCACCAUUCUUAGCAGUGUUUGAAUGGCACAUGAAAAUUGAGUUACUUGUUGAAAGUGCAGUUCAGACACAAGUUAUUUUUUACCAGUCAAAUGUGUGUAGCAUGUAGCAGAUCAACUUUUAAAAGAAAACAUUUCAUAAUUAAAAGAAAACCUUUCAUAAGUAAAAGACACCUUUCAUUAUUAAAUGAAAUCUUUCCUAAUUAAAAGAAAACUUUUCAUAAUUAUCAGCAACUAUAACAGAACAUAUCCUCUUAAAAUAAUGGGCCUAGCACUCAAAACUUAAUCCCAUAAAGCAUACAUGUACUUUCAGUCUUUCAUAACACCUCAGGUUGUUAAGUUGGAUGAUGGAUAAGCUUGAAUUUCUGAAUAACCAGUACGAUUUCUACAGGAGGAAAUUUAUUGACCGACAAAAAGGUGGCUCUGACAUGACCCUAAACAGAAUGUUGUUAGAUCCAUGUGUAGGGAACUGUGUGAAUCAAAUUUUAUUCAAAUUGCCUGAUGGUAAAACAUGGUUUCAAUAAUUUUCUGAAAUUGACUUUUCACUUAGAAAUUAGCCUUUUUGUAUUUGAAUAAGUAAUGUCAAGCUUUAAAGACUAAAAUUUUUAUAAGAGAGCAAAACAUUUAAUUGCCAUGUUAUGAACAGUAAAGGUGUAAUUUGUUGCUUUCAUCUUUUGAUGCAGUUCUGUUUGUGUGUGUCAGAUGUUUUUAUUUUAGUGGAAACACAUACAAACAACUUCUAGAGUGUGCAGAGGUUUGUUGUAAUAAUGCACAGAUUGCAGUAUACACACAGUGUACACACAUUAUACACCCAGUAUACACACAUUGUACACACAGCGUAGAGAAGCUAGUCGUUACAGAACUUUUGUGUUUGGUACUGUUGUUGGUGUGAAUUUUAGUGAAUGUCGACAUGCUAAAUUUCAGUAGACUAUCGUUAUCUCGGAUAUUCUCCCCAUUUUCACGUCGAUUACAGGUUAUCCAUCUGCUUGUCAGUUAAAAGAACAAUCACAUAGAGUUACAUAACAUGUGUAAUUAAAUGUCUACAGAGAGAAAAUUAUAAAAGCCUACACACCAGUGUUAGAUUUCAAAUGUGAUGCAUAUUUAUUUCAGUUAUGUAAAUAAUGUUUUGCAAUCUUCGUUUUCCGUCCCAAUUUCCUUUCUUAUUUUCUUACCUAGUUGUAAUUAAUAGAACUAUAUGUUAGUAUUUUGUAUGUUGAUAUGUAUGUAUUGUAACACUUUGGACAUAAUAUUAUAUAUCUUAUCUAUAUUUAAGGUGCUCAAUAUGUGGAAUAAAUAAUGUAAAAUAU